AUGUCCUUUUUUGGCUUCGAUUCAACGCUCCCAAGGGACAAGUCCGGAGGCGAAAGCAAGGGUAUCUUCGAGCACACCAAUCCUUUCAACGAGGUUGCGAAAGCUCGCAAGUUGCAAGCUUUUCAAGGCAAUGAGGAAGAAAUUCUCGAUUUCGAAGACACCUACGACGGCUUAGGCGAUCAACUCGAGGAAACUGGAGAUGAUUUUAAUGAUGAUACCUUUGGUGGAGGUGCUGAGGGUGCCACCGAUCAAGGCAACGUGGGAAAAAACUUCGAUUUCUUUGGAAAUACAGCUCAAGUCUCCGACGCCAUCGACGAAGAACACCUGCGCUUCAAUUUACAGCACCCUACUUUACACCAAGCUGCCCCUGUCCCACCUCCGAAGCCGAAGAAGACUGGUUACGAGAAAUAUCAAGAUCCUGGUUAUAUCCCAGAUAUUCAGGCAAAAUCGGGAGCAUGGGGUUCAAAAUCUCACAGCUCAACUCCAUCUGGUGAUAAUCGCAUCAGCACAGCUCGAACCAGCGCACCAGCUCCUUCCGCCUCAGCCCCUGCAGCGUCCUCCGACGUCAAAAAGAUGAGCUUGGAAGAGGUCGAAGCUGCUCUGCUGGCUCAGUCCCAGGGGCAACAACCACCGUUCCCUCAACCGCCGCCGCAGUCUUUCCAAUUUCCAGCCCAACACAUGCAACAACCUCCUCCGCAUCAGCCAUAUCAACCAACGCCACAAUCACAACCUGGAGGACCGAUUCAACAGCAGCAGCAGCCACCACAACUUCCUCCUCCUUCUGUCAGCCCGAUGCGUCACAGUCGAAUGCCUUCUCAACCACGUCAACCUCAGCAGCCCCGGCAAAUCCUUCAGAAUCCUAACCGGGCUCGUCAUUCACCACAACCAAGUAUAGAACGAGUUCACAGCAUGCCACGGAGCGGACCGCCACAGUCCGGAGCUGUACCCAUCAUCGCUCAUCCUCAGCAGCUGAUGGAACUGUCGGAAGGUCAACGACGUGCUUACUUGGAAGAAGACGCUAAACGAGCUAAAAGGAAUCACAAAAUCUUCUUAUUGUCCAGGGGAAAUGGUCUGAUGACACCGCAAGACAAGAAUUUCAUUACUCGAAUUCAACUUCAACAACUGGUGACCGCCACGGGGAAUUCGGCCGAUCCGAACCCGGAAGCCGCACUUAAUGAGGAUUUUUAUUAUCAAGUCUACAGCCAAAUCCGGGGAGCUCCGAGACAACAUCCAACUCAACCACUAGGGCAUUUUGCACAGACCUACCUGCUUCACACUGGUACGCGCAUGGGUGGCAGAAGACAACAUCUCAAUGGAGAUAACCACAUGCAAAGAAUGCAACAACAAGUGCAACGUGCAGUCGAGGCUGCCAAACUCAAGCCCAAGAAUAAACAACUAAUCAUCGAAGGCAGCUUGGGGAAAAUAUCGUUCAGCAACGCCAAGACACCGAAACCAUUGCUGAACAUCAAGAGACAAGAAAAUCCUGAAAUCCGUCCAACGAAUGGAAAAAGGGCGACGGCGAGUGGCGAGGGGUCAAGUGGUCGAAAGACCAUCUUGAAGAACAUUGAGGCUGUUUAUACGACCUUGAUGCGUCUUGAGGACAACGAACGACAAAUGCCUCCACCUCCCACCGAAGGUGAUGCCGACUCGAUUCAAGCUCACCUGGAGUGGCACCAAAAGAUGCAAGGGCUCAACAAGACUCUCUGGCAAGAUCUCAAGGUUCUCGAUCCGAUAGUGCCUGGAUCAUCGGUGGUACAUCCUUUCAUUGCAUUCCUUUCAUUCGCCAAAGGUAAAAAGGCCAUUCCUCGCGUUUUUCGCCAGAUCGACCAGGAGCAACGAGUGACCAUUUUGACGAUGAUUGUGAUCCACCUGGAUCAACUGGAUGUGGUGAAAGAUGCACGUCCGGCACCGGGAGAUACACAACCACCUCCACACGUACGUGAAGAGAUUGAAUUAUUUUCUCAAGCUGUCAUGCCUUGUUUGCUAGGCUAUAUCAGUGAAGCACCUAUCAACAUUGUCAUUGGACUGCUGGGACUUUUGAUCGACCAUACUAAUCUGGCAACUGUUGCGCAAACCAAGAUUGGCCUGGGCAUGAUGACAAUCCUCCUGAGCCGGGCAGAAUUGGUCAAAGAAACCGGCUCGGUUGCCGAUCAAGAUUGGCAACAGUGGACGACAUUAUACAGCCGACUUUUUGAUAUGUUGGAGCCGCUCUUUAGUUCCCUAUUUCCUGGGCCCGUCAAUUCUGGCGACGACAUGUAUGUUUGGCAGUUUUUGGCCGCGGUGGGCAUUGGUGCUAGCCCCGAACAGCAGCAGAGAUUGGUCAUCGGUGUCAAGGAUAGGGUCAUGGAGACUGUCCUGCAGAGCAAGACAUUACCUGCUGAAAUGUCGAGUGUGAGACUUGGUAAUGUCAAUCUGUUCAUGAGAGCCAUUGGUCUUGAUGUGGAAAUGCUGGGGUAA
Messenger RNA from Rhinocladiella mackenziei CBS 650.93, 2457 nucleotides. RefSeq lists its product as uncharacterized. Gene Ontology annotation, cellular component: P-body. Gene Ontology annotation, biological process: deadenylation-dependent decapping of nuclear-transcribed mRNA; P-body assembly. NCBI's taxonomy places the organism in Eukaryota, Fungi, Ascomycota, Eurotiomycetes, Chaetothyriales, Herpotrichiellaceae. Bases 1 to 2457 code for a protein of 818 amino acids. The record is from RefSeq and is a predicted model, not a curated record. The transcript is spliced from 2 exons. Gene Ontology annotation, molecular function: RNA binding.